Molecule: messenger RNA, 3221 nt
Organism: Wyeomyia smithii (pitcher-plant mosquito)
Lineage: Eukaryota; Metazoa; Arthropoda; Insecta; Diptera; Culicidae
Exons: 1
Coding region: 1-1749 (582 amino acids)
Cellular component (GO): cytoplasm; nucleus
Molecular function (GO): protein binding
Source: RefSeq, a predicted model, not a curated record
AUGUUGAAAGAACAGAAUAUAAAAAGUCUGUGGAUUUCAGCCCGGUCGAAUCUCCAACGCAAGCUGGAACAAGAACUAGACGUCGUUUCUUUGAAACUAAAACCGCUCGAGAAAAAGGAUCAAAUAGAAUUUCUCAAAACCUACUGGAAAGUAACCAUCGAAGCUGACCUGAGCGACGAUCGUUUGGUUGAAUUUUGUGCUGAAAUUUUAUCGCAGUUUUCCCACUCAAUUGGUGAUCAGCAAGCGCAAUUUUCCGGCAUUCCACUGCAGCUACGAAUGGUUGCUGAAAUAUUUACUGAGCUGUGUGAACAGUUUUGUAGUCCACCCUGCUGUGGUACAGCUGAAGAAUUGAAGGGUAAUAUCAAACUUAAAAUGAAUUUAAUAGAUCUGUACGAGGAGUUUUUCCGAAUUAAAUUCGAAGUUAUACUGAACGAAGAGAAAGAGCGUAUGAAUCUUGCGUCGAUCAACGUGCAGCAGCAACUUGGAGCGGCGACUCCUGGUAUUAUAGAAGCUCAUCGAAUAUUAGCAGUUUUUGCACUUCAAGAUGAGGGAAUGCGAAGAAAGAUUCUCUCGCCGGAUGAAAUAGUGCAGGGCAACAAGUUGUUGGAGAAGGUAUCCGAUUCACGCGAAAAGACCGGAAUCGUCUAUCGAAUCGUGAAUGGUCAGCCAAUUUUUGUGCACCAAACCUUCGCUGAAUAUUUUCUUGCUGAUUUUGUGGGGGAGAAAAUCAACCAAUUCACUUUCGAAACCGAAGUACUAGUUGAAGAUUUUAUGCGAAAUGAUAGAGAGCAAGUUUGUCGCUUUUUACAGCAAAAGAUUCACAAAAUAACGAUCGAAAGCAAGUUGUUGAAACAAUUAUGCAAGGUAAUUGUUUGUAAGAGUGUUAAAUAUAUGUGGAACUAUGCUACGGCGGUAUUACUAAAAACAGUCGAUGUUUUAAUGAACGACCAAAAUUGUGACUCUAGCACAAUACUGGACGGUUCUUUGCCUGCCAACCGUGAAGGUUUAUAUUGUACAUCAGAACGAUUAGGUAUAAUAAAUUUAACGAAGUGUUUUAAGGUUACUUUUGCACCUUGGAACAUCGAUGUUUUUUAUGGUCAUGAACAGUUAAUGCUAGGCCCUGUAGCUUUUAAUAGUCGCACUGUUCUACAUGAUGCUGCCAGCAGAGGUCAUAGUGAAUUGGUUACUCAUUGCAUCGGACGUGGAGCGGACAUUGACGUCACUAUAAAACCUGAUCUAGAAACUCCACUAAUGUAUUUAUCACGUUUUGGUCAUUCUGAAGUUGUAGCAAAACUUUUGGAAAGAAACGCAAAUGUUAAUGCUGUGAAUGAUUCAAAAAAAACGGCACUGCAUAUCGCUGCAGAAUCAAGUAUGCAUAAGUCAAGCAAACAACGGCUUGCAAUUAUUAAAAUGUUGGUGAACGCAGGAGCUGAUGUGGAAGCUAUUACGAAGAGGGGUGAAACACCAUUGAUGCUUGCGUCCAAAUGCGGUCAUGUUGAUGUGGCAGACAUUUUGCUGUCCAAGAAAAUUGAUAUUAAUACUGCCGAUUUAGACGGAUGGACGGCAUUACACUGGGCUGCUUUCGAGGACCAUCCGCAAAUAAUCGAAAAACUGUUGAGCGCAGGGGCAAACGUGAACGCUACUACCAACAGUGGAGAAACAGCUUUAAUGCUUGCCACGAAACACGCUCAGUCUGAAGCUAUUGAGUUACUACGGUCGAAUGCAUCCAUUACGAAUGCUACAGGCUGAAAUUGUCGAACUACUUUAUGUUUAACAGGUCAACUUAAAACGUUUCUCAUAUAUAAUAUUCGUCUGGUCUUGAAAUGCGAUUCCCUGCGUUUAGACCGAUUCAAAGCAGAAAGACAAUACAAUGCUGUUGGGGCCACGCACAAGUGUAUGUGGUAUAUAUCAGUGAAAUUCAAAAUGUUAUAUGGACGAUUUAAAACAACAUACCAUAGGGUUGGGAUCACCCCCAAAUGUGUGUGGUUUAUUUGAUAAAAUAUGAAAAUUAUCAUAUUUUUAUUUAAGGAACCUAGUUAAACCAACAAGCAAUAAAAAUGUUGUUGGGGUCACGCACGAGUGUGUGUGGUUUUACCAGUAAAUUUCGAAAGAAUGGGUUUCUUUUUUUCUCCUCUAUGGACUGCCUCACUACGACCAGAAUCGUAGAUCUAUUGUGAGAUAUGCCCGGGUGUCUGCUGUAUCCCGCACUUCUAUAAUAAGCAAUACUGCUAUUGAAAAGUGGUAUGCUUAUUAUUAUCGUUUAUCAGUGCUUGUGUGUGAUGUGAUACUCCUCCUUUUACACGCUUACUGUUCUACCAUACCGAUGCUCGUUCCUCUUGCCAAAUAUCACCAAUUAUAAUUCCCUGGAGAAGUUUCGUCGUGCGUCCUUUUGGCCAGUUUUAUUAAUAAGGGGGACUUAUGUUUUUGUUAAGAGGAAGUCACGCAAAGGUGUUACAAAUUUCUGCGAAAAGGAAGGGUGUGUGUAGGUCACUUAUUCGACCACUACUUCACUAUAAGAUCAUUCCCAAAAAUGAUAUUUUCAGGAAUGGUGACAUACCAGUAGACAAACAAGCCUGGGAAUGAACCCAUACUUAAAGUCCAGUUAUGACAUCGAAUGGCCUGAUUCUACUGAGAUUCGAACCUCGACAAAGCGAACUCUGUAACCUUGCGGCUACGCAGCUCCCUAAAAAGAAUGGGUUAUGCAUCGUCCCACCUUCUUCAUGGGCCGCUUUAUUGGCCAAUUCCUCUAUCCACGGCGAUGACGUUUCGAGCUUGCUUUAUUUUACUUCCCGGUCGGAGUUUUUUCGUGCCUAGUCUAACUGAUCUGAAAACAAACAAAAGACUUCAAAAAUAUAACGAUACUAAUCCUGCCCAGAGAGGUCCGGUGCUUCACUUCUUCUACUAUUUGCAUAAAUUCUUUCUACUAACUGGGGAAUUCGAGCUAUGCGAUUUUAAUAAUUACACGGUUUUAUUCGCGGGAAACAGCUUUCAUCACUGAAACUUUACAUAGAGGCAGUACGCGUACAGCACAGGUCAGAAGUUGAAAUAUUGUCUGCUCUUGAUCUCGAGGUGUCUGUAUCUAUAUCAUUCUGAUAACUGUUAUGUGUAAUUGAGAGAAUUGAAGAACUGGAUUUAUGAGAAAGGAAAUUCAAAUGAUUGAAUGCUAUGAACUGCCAUGUAUGUAUCAAGAAAAGCAAAAUAAAGUUGAGACACAAGGUCAA